AUGCUGUGCUGUGUACAGAAAGGUGGUAGAUUGGAUAACGACAGCACGGAUGUCACCAUCAGCAUCAAUCGAAAAUUGUUCCAUUACCUAGCCUUUCAUUUGCGUGACAAGGAGUACGACGGCAUCGAGAAUUACAUCCGGUUCAUGACGGCCAACUUGGAUCUGAAAAGUUUGCCCCUCAGCAGUGCUGGCAAUCGAAUGUUGCCCGGAAUGGCGGGACCGGUUGUCAAUGACAUUAGCUGGUUCCGUUAUCCCAUCAACAUAGCACCUUGUGCCGCCGCCGGCGGCCAAUUAGUCGGCAGCAUCAACAGCAAAGUUAACGGUAGUCGUCAUCGGCGCAGUCUCUUUGUCAGCGUCAUUUCGGGUCCCAACAAUUUUGAAAGACGGGCCACCAUUCGUCGAACAUGGCCCGCUCAUUUCAGAAAUCAAACCAAUUUGAAUCAUCCGCUGGACGUGGUGGGUUUCGGCUUCCUCGUCGGCUUAACAAAUAACGACAGCGUCGUCCAGCAAAAAGUCAAGGAGGAAAGUGAGACAUUCGGCGACAUUUUACAGGUCAACAUGAUCGACAGGUACGUGGACUUGUCGGUGAAACUGGCCAGUCUCUUCAACUGGGUCGACACUUAUUGCCCUCGAGUCGAUUUCGUCCUGAAAGUGGACGACGACGUCUACGUCAACGUCCACAAUUUGGCGACGGUCCUUUACUCGUUGACGGUGACCGAUCAAAGUAUCUACGGCCGCCAAUGCGGAGGAAUUAUUCCGGACCGGAAGGGAGGUAAAUGGAUGACGAGUUACGAGAAUUGGCCGUGGCACAAGUUCCCCAUUUACUUCCAAGGGGCUGGAGUGGUGAUUGCCGGCAGCGCCGUCCGUCCCAUCCUGUCGGCCAUGCAAGUCACUCCCUAUUUCAUAUGGGACGACAUGUACCUCGUGGGAUUGUGCGCCGUCAAGGCCAAAGUUAAACUCCGCACGUCCAACCAAAUUUUUGUCGAUAUGCCGGCCAGCUACGCCGACCCGUGUUUCGUGCGCAAUUCGGUUUUGUGGACAACGGGAUCCUCCGACGCAAUGAACUCUUCCCAUUUCGUGAGCCACCACUUUUACCAUCAAAGUCUGCCCAAAAGUCAUUGCAUUGACAAGGACAAUAAGACCAUCGACGAGCCGGCCGAUCGAUCUGACUUUCUUUUUGGCACCAGCCAGCAAAACUAAACUGCGAGUCAUUUCGAUGGUCAAGACUUUCUGGAUUUUGGAAAUCAAUUCAAACUUGAUUUCGCUUGUUGAACGCGUACGAAACAGAAUUAAAAGCACCCAUAUCAGAAGUCAGAACUAUGAUGAAAUGCAAAUUCUCGGUCCCAAAA
Daphnia pulicaria is the source of this 1349-nucleotide messenger RNA. RefSeq names its product lactosylceramide 1,3-N-acetyl-beta-D-glucosaminyltransferase-like. Gene Ontology annotation, molecular function: hexosyltransferase activity. The record is from RefSeq and is a predicted model, not a curated record. The transcript is spliced from 3 exons. Bases 1 to 1200 code for a protein of 399 amino acids. Gene Ontology annotation, cellular component: membrane. Lineage: Eukaryota; Metazoa; Arthropoda; Branchiopoda; Diplostraca; Daphniidae.